CGGGGCUGCGGACCAGAGAGAGAACAGCUGAGAGGAAGGGUGGGAGGGGGCGAGAGAGAGAGGGAGAGAGACCCGCACCGCAUUGACAGAAACACCGAGUCAGAGCUCCGGUAGGGCCGACAGCACCGAGGAGGCCGUGGAUGCUCUUCUAAUGCCGCUGCGGAGUUGACGGUGCCCGGGGCCCGGUGCAGCGGAGCGGACCGGACCGGCGCAGACUAAGAGACGCCCAAUCUUUUGUGUUUGUCGGACGGGGAUGGAGAUAGAACACAGCGCUCAGCACUGCUCUACACCUGGACGCCAGAGCCGCACUGACCGAGGUCUGUGAAGAGGCCACAUCCGAGUGUGGACAGACGGACCAUAAGGAGCCACAUCAGUGAGCGUCCUCGGCUGUCAGGAGAACCAUCUUGCCAGUCGGGAGAGGUGACGGUCGAGGCCGGGCCAAUCGGAGGGGGAGAGAUGUUGGGGCAGGGGGGCCACCGAGUCCUGGCUCUAAUGUCAUUAGUUCUGACACUGUGGCACGAAGCAGCACCCAUAGAAGUCCCACAAGACCCAAAAAUCCUGCAAGACCUGAAGCAGCCCCCCACCAUAGUCAAACAGUCCGUGAAGGACUACAUUGUCGACCCCAGAGAUAACAUCAUCAUUGAGUGUGAGGCCAAGGGCAACCCAGUGCCAACGUUCUCAUGGCGAAGGAACGGAAAGUUUUUCAACAUCGGGAAAGAUCCCAGGGUGACAAUGCGGAAACGCUCUGGAACUCUAGAGAUCGGUUUCCGUAGCGGAGGACGACCGGAGGACUAUGAGGGGGAAUACCAGUGUUUUGCCACCAAUGACCUUGGAGUGGCUCUGUCCAACAAAAUCCUGCUGCGUGUCUCCAAGGCUCCUCUCUGGCCUAAAGAAGUGCUGGAGCCAGUAGUGGUGCCUGAAGGCAACUCGCUGGUUCUGAACUGCAGCCCACCACCAGGCCUGCCUCCUCCAUUCACCUUCUGGAUGAACAGCGCUAUGACUCCGAUCCCUCAGGAUAAGAGGGUUUCCAUGGGUCUGAAUGGGGACCUUUACUUCUCCAACGUUUUGACCAAAGAUGCUCACACUGACUACAGUUGCAACGCUCGCUUCCUCUUCACACACACCAUCCAGCAGAAGAACCCCUUCACACUCAAAGUCCUGACAAAGGAGCCGUAUAAUGACACGUCUUACAAUGCUACUGACACCUACGGUGGCCGCAAAGUAGCUGAGUCCACGCCAACCUUCCUUUCUCCCUCGGGGAGCGAGAGCUCCAAGAUGGUGCUACGGGACGAGCAACUGUUGCUGGAAUGCAUCGCUGCUGGACUUCCGACACCCACGAUCAAGUGGUUUAAGAAGGGUGGGGACCUGCCAGGGCGCAAGGUGAAGUUUGACAACUACAACAAGACCCUAAAGAUCAUCAACGUGUCAGAGGAGGACGCCGGGGAGUAUGUGUGCAUGGCCAACAACCAUUUAGGCAGCAUACGCCACUCCAUCUUUGUCCAGGUCAAAGCGGCUCCUUAUUGGCUCGACAAACCCUCCAAUGUGGUUCUCGCUCCAGAGGAAAACGGGCGCUUGGUGUGUCGAGCCAACGGCAACCCAAAACCCAACAUCCAGUGGCUGAUCAACGGACAGCCUAUAGAAAGCACUCCCCACAGCACCAGCAGACAAAUGUUUGGUGACACCAUCAUCUUCCGCUCAGUGCAGAUGGGAAGCAGCGCUGUCUACCAGUGCAACGCCUCCAACCAGCACGGCUACCUGCUGGCCAACGCCUUCGUCAGCGUCCUCGACAUGCCUCCGAGGAUGCUGGGCCCUAAAAACCAGCUGAUCAAAGUCAUCGAGAACAACCGCACCUUCCUUGACUGUCCCUUUUUCGGUUCUCCUCUGCCGGAACUACGCUGGUUUAAGAACGGACAGGGCAGUGGGCUGGACGGAGGUCACUACAGCAUUCAUAUUAAUGGCACCCUGGAGAUCAAACGGGCCAAAGCAGAGGACGAGGGCACCUACACCUGUGUGGCCAACAGCAUGCUGGGCAAGGCCGAGAACCAGGUCCGUCUGGAGGUCAAAGAGCCGACGCGUAUCAUUCGAGCACCGGAGCGCCAGUCGGCCGUUAGGGGAUCCGUGGCUCGCUUUGAGUGUAAGGUGAAGUCUGAUCCCAGCCUGCCCAUCACUGUGGCUUGGACCAAGGACGACAAACCUCUGGCCCUGCGUUGGAGGCUGCAGAAAGACGAGGAGUCGUUGACCAUCUCCGAUGUGAACGAGGAGGACGAGGGAACCUACACCUGUGCUGUUACAUCUGAGAUAGACCAGGACUCAGCCUCAGCCCGCCUCACGGUCUUAGAGGAAGCCUCCCUCAACCCCUCAGUCUCUAGUGCCUUGCCUCCAGACCACCCAGACCCUCCCAUGGAUCUGGACCUGUCAGACCCUGCAGCCCGCAGCGUUCGCCUCACCUGGAUCCCCGGAAACGACCACCGGAGCCCUGUCACGCAAUUCCUGGUCCAAUUUGAGGAGGACCGUUGGGAGCCGGGCAGGUGGCAGGACCUGUCCACAUACCCAGGGGACCUCAACUCUGUCAUCCUGCAGCUCGCCCCCUUCGUUAACUACCAGUUCAGGGUCAUCGCCAUCAACGCAGUGGGCCGGAGUCAACCCAGCCGGCCCUCGCCACGGUACAAGACCAGCGGAGCCGCCCCAGAUGCCAUCCCCAGAGGUCUACGAGGAUGGGGAUCAAAGAAGGACAAUAUGGAGAUAACCUGGGAGCCUCUGCUUGAUCUGGAGAGGAACGGGCCAAACCUGCACUACAGCGUGUGGUGGAGACGGAAGGAUUUGGGAGAAGGGUGGAGUAACGUGACCACAGUUGGAUCCAAACAUGUCGUCCACAACACAGAGACCUACAUUUCUUACGAGAUCAAAGUACAGGCCAGGAACGAGUUUGGACAAGGACCAGAGUCCAAUGUGGUAGUUGGAUACUCUGGAGAGGACAAACCCAUCUACGCUCCCACUGACCUGCGGGUGUCAAAGUUUGACAGCACAAAGGCCGUCUUGCACUGGAAGCCUGUGGACCUGAGCUCUGUGCAGGGAGAAUUCAAGGAGUACCGACUGUACUUCUGGCGUGAGUCCAGUCUGGUUCCUGGUCUAGUGGUCAGUAAGGAGAAGAAGACUAAAGGUUUCUACAGCAUCGCGGCCGAACCGUCUGGCAUCCUCAGCGACCUGGUGCCCUACUCGAGAUACAAGAUGUUCCUGGUUGUGGCUAACAACCUCUUUGAAAGUCCACCCAGCAACACCGUGGAGGUCACCACCCAUGAGGGAGUGCCCGAUGCUCCAAAGUUUUUCAGGAUUAACCGGAGAACUUUUGACACCAUCCACCUUGAGUGGGACAAACCUCUGGAGCCCAACGGUAUUCUGAUUGGAUACCAGCUCAAGUACCAAAUAGUCAAUGGUUCCAGAGUGGGUCGUGCCCAGUUGGAGACUCUCCCGCCUAACGUGACACAGUUUAACGUACGCCUUCCGGAACGAUCUACACGCUACAAGUUCUACCUGUCAGCACUCACACAGGUGGGAGCAGGGGAGGUCUAUGCUGAGGAGUCCCCUCACUUCGCCAAUGAAGAAAACCUUACUGACUCCACAGUUCUAGUCGAGCUUACCGAUGCCUCCGUGGCUUCAGCUUUCUCUCCUACUCCUCCUCCUCUCGCUCCUCUUCCUCCUACUACCAUGACUCCUACAACCAUUAGUACCUCAACUUCUGCCACUCCGACAACUUCUCUUCCUACUACUACUGCUACUACUCCUUCUACGACCACCGCCGCUACAGCCGAGGCGACCACUACCACAACAACUGCAGAGCUGGUCACCAUCAAGCGUACUGAUCAGAACGUGUUGGUGGCCCAUGGGCGGGAGAUCUGGAAUCUGACGGUGGAGCCUAACAGUAACUACGCUAACGUCAGCUGGAGACACAACUUCCCGGCCGGCAGCAGCGAGUUUGUGCUAGAGUUCACACUGGACAGCGACAAGUCGGUGAAAGUUGUACCAGUGAAACAGCAGCCACCCAUUACAGUGGCGGAUCUGAUCGCUGGCGCCAAGUACCAGCUGAGGGUUUACUCCCAUGAGCUCAACAGCGUCAGCAGCAAAUCUUUCAUCUUUAAGACCAAACCAGCCUACAUAGACCAGGUAGACAUAGCCACCCAAGGCUGGUUCAUUGGCUUGAUGUGUGCCAUUGCCCUCAUCAUACUGAUCCUCCUCAUCGUCUGCUUCAUCAAGAGAAGUCGAGGGGGCAAAUACCCAGGUGGUGGUUGCUUGACUGGUUUCGCAAAAUAUCUGGUCCGUGACAAAAAAGAUCUCCCCUUGGACCCAGUAGAUCAGAAAGACCAGGACGGAUCCUUUGAUUACCACAGCGACGAGGACAACAAGCCUCUCCAAGGCAGCCAGACAUCGCUGGACGGCAACGUGAAGGAAAGCGACGACAGUCUGGUGGACUACGGCGAAGGCGGCGACGGCCAGUUCAACGAGGACGGAUCUUUCAUCGGCCAGUACACAGUGAAGAAGGACAAGGACGAGACGGAGGGAAAUGAGAGCUCUGAGGCCACCUCGCCUGUCAACGCCAUCUACUCGCUGGCGUAGCGCCGUCGCAGCGCAGCCCCUCUCCUGACCUGGAGGGCGUUACGACAAACCCCAGCACCACACCCCAGACACAAACACACAUAUAUGAAUAUAUUAGGAUUAACCGAAGGAACACAGCCAGGCCUGUCUGGAGACUGCGCAGGCCUCCCUCUGCAAAGGGGAACACGGGAGUGGAAUUAAAUCACAGGCCUCUACUUUAGUUUACGGCUCAAAGAAAUUGGCCCAUCGAAGGCGGCGUUGGGACAAAGAAGGCUUCCUCGGAUCUCUGCCUAUCCUUACACAGACUUGAAGUGUGCCUUCAGGGCAGCUUUCAGCUCUUGGAUGCGUUCUUUAGAGAUUUUACUUUGGUUUGUUUCUGCUCUGAACAUUUCCAGUGUCCCCAUUCUCCCUCCCGCCUCGCCUCGAAGACCUCUGUGUAGCGUCCCGGUAAAGUACACACAAGAGGUUACACACAAGAGGUUACACACACACACACACACACACAUACACAUAGACACACUGGCCCGUCCUGUAACAUAUCAGCUUUUAACCAUCAAACUCAACAGGAUGCCGGCAGAUAUGUUUAUCAUAUUGAUAUUUACGCAAUGAAAGAUUUCAGUUUUUCCACAGCUGGUAGAUGAGUCAUUGAAUCUUAAAGAGUGCUGUAUUGAGUUCUGGCACACGUUUUAGUGCCCUGCAAAACUAUGCACUAUCAUCUCCUCCAUAGCAUUCUGGGUUUAACCUGGUUAAAAAAAGUACACGUUUUGGGUUUGUUUUUUACCAUUUGCAGGCUAAAUCCAAUGCGUUUAUUCACUCUGCCUUGUGCGUACUGAGACAUUUUUCUGACCUCUACACCAAUGUUGUACUGCAGAUGUUCAAAAUGGCCGCCACAAGCUGUGCUGCAGUAUGUUAUUAAUGAUACAUUUUGUUUGGAGCAUGGUAGUAACUUAGGCCAUGAGAAAUGGAAGGCAACAGAGAGGAACGUAACCUUUGCUUGUGAAACCCCACAGGACCACAACCUAUUGAAUUACCUAGUUAGCAUGCAGGCUAAUGCUGCAUUCAUGUCAAUUGGGAACAUCUGUUGGUUGACAGUGAAACCUUUGACAGAUGGAUCUGUUUUUCUUUUGACUUUGGUUUAUUAAUUGUUAGAUACAGUACUUUUGAAAGUAUGUUUUAUACCAAACCACACAUCAAUCCAACAUGGUGAUCACAUGAAAACUUAUAGUGACAGAGAAAAGUUUUUUUCAAGAUGGAUAUACAUUUGUGAAACCAGAAUUCUGGAGGUUGUGGGUUCCAAAUUAUUUUUUAGCUCAGAGAAUUUGAGAUUAAUCGUGUUGUUUCAAGUUUAAGACACAAAUGUCUUCUCUUUUUCAGUGUCGUCUGUUCAGGAAACAAAAUGUCAACACCAUUUUGCACCUGCAAAACACAACAACAUGUUGUAGUUCAAGCAGACAGACCAAACGACUGCUAACAUUAGCUUAGCACAAACCACAAACUGUAUGACACAGUUUUAAUUCAUGACACAAAAAUAACAAGUGCCGAACUAAUUGUCCAACACAUUUCUUUCACUUUUGAUUUUCUACUUCCACACAAGAUGUAAGAGCACUUCGGUUCAAAUGUGAGACGCUCAGCAAAAGUGUUCCGAAAAAAGCUUCAAUCAUUGAAAAGUAAAAAAAAUCUCCGUCUGUUGAACCUUACAGACGGCAACCCUCUAUUUGUCUAUUCACAAAUUUAAGCCAUAAAGCCUCGGAGGAGCCGGAGGGUUUUGCUUGAGCGUAAGCAUGAACACAUCUUUGGCUCACUUUAUUUAACUGAUCUGUCAAUUGGCUUCAUAUGCAAUGUCAGCAUUCGCCUGGUGUUUAGUCUGAACCCACCUUUACAGAAGGACACACAACUGAAAUGCAAUUCAUUUGUUGAACUUUAAAAAAACACAGUGUAUGGGCCUCGUGAAACACUAGAUUUGCAGCAUGAAAAUAUAUACAUCGAAAUCACAGCCACCUUAGAAAUGAAACAAAUCAAUUUAUUUUUUUCAAAAGAAGAAAUAAAAAAAAAUGUUUGAGGGAACACAACUUGUUAGAAACUAAACUCAGUAUUGUACUCAUCCUAUUUGUCAUGUGACUGUUGUGUUAGCAGACUGACAGUGUUUUGGCACUCAUCCUGUAGUUACCUGCUACUCAACAACACUGUUAAGCCCUCCACUGUUAAAUCGGAAAUAUCUUUACUGUAGUUAGCAACUGCAGUUCACAUUGUACUUAUAAUAUUUAUUUUAUAUUUCUGUUUAUUACACUAUGUGAAUAGUAAUAAUAUUAGUCCUUAAUUUAAUAAUUGUUAAACACACAUAUUUGAGCAACUUAUAUUGUUGAUCCACGCCAGAAAUAAAUAUGUGUCCAGAAUCUGCCAUUCUUCAUCAUAAGAAGCAUUAAACACAAUAUGUUCCAGAUAUUUGUAAUAUUUGUAGCAGCUGGCUAUUUUGCCGUAAGCAAAGAACAUCAACAUACCUGUCAUGUUUAUCUCUCCAUUGUGCUGCUCUUCUCGUACUCAUGUUGUCUUACAGUUACUCUGUGUUGUUAUUCAGAUUUAUGUAACAUAACUUUUCCGCCUCACAGAAAAUUAUUAUUGUUGUCUAUUAUUUAUUUGACAUAUAUUCUGUACAUGUAGGUUCUGAAAAACUCCUAUAUUUGUAAAUAUAUCAAAGUUGAUUCCCCCAGAAAAAAUGCUUUAUCCAAGAAGGAGAGAAAAAAUCACAAUUCAGUAUCCACCAAGCUACAUGUGACAGGUGCAUCUUUAGUCUGUCGUGCACCUUUGUAGCUUUGACUAACAUUUGCACUCUGAAAAUGUAAAAGAGAAUCAUUCUUCACUCUAUGCUGCCCUUUGCUUUGACAUUGUGAUACGUGGUCACUUCCUCUAUGAUAGUUUGGAUUCUAUAUUGGGAAAGAGGAACAAGUUAAAAGAUCUAUGAUGUAAAUAAAUGCUCCUGCAAUAUUCAGUUUGUAGCAUUGUCACACAGACACAGCUAGCCUAAAACAGCAUGCAUUUGCUGAGGUAUUGGAAGAAACUCCUUUUAACUCCAUAUAGUCCUUUACCUAAAAUGAGUGUCGUUGCAUAGCUCGGCCCAUUUCAGGGGCCUCUCACAGAUCCAUCUUAUACUUUUUGGGGAUGUAGCUUUCAUUUUGUAACCAGACUCCACAGUGACAACAUGUGCUCCAGUUUCAUUCCAGAUUCUGGUGCAAUUGGUGGCUUAUGCCCCUUUAGCUGGUUUACCAAGCGAAACAAACUGUAUUCCACUCCCAGCAGUCACUAUCUACAUACUGCAUUGGCCUUACAUUAGUCAACUUCAUCUGGCAAAAUUACUAUUCAACAAGGAUUUCCUAAAUGCACAAUGGGUUUACCAAAAUUGGCCAAUAGAAGGCUUUCAUUCCUUGCUCAUUUGGUGGAGCCCUCUAAUUAUGGCUUAGCUUAGCUGACCUGACCUGUUUGGACAGAUGAACUUUUUUUCACAAACCUAUAUUCCCUUUGGAAUAUAUAUUGGAGUUUUAAUCAGCUGGGUCUUCUCUCUGACACCAUGGUGUUACAGUAUGUUGGUGUGAACACAGGGGGUUGUUAGUUUGACGCACCAAACACAUACAUCUGACAAAAGCAGGAGGCUGCUGUUGAAAAACAAGAAAACAAGAAGGAAAAGUUCUGCUGGAUCGAACACUGGCCUGGAACAUAUAAGUCUGCACUUUCUCGCUGGACUUAUUUUCAUCCACAUCUAGUCAGGAAACCUGCAGCACCCUCUUCCACCUAGCCUUUCCUUGUUCCCCCUUCUCAAGUGGAUUCCUGUGAGGGAAUGUUGUAAACUGGCUAUAUAACAAAGAAAAGUGAAUUAUGCAUAUUUGCUGAUGAACAGUGCUUUUUUUCUUGUCCUCUUAUUCGUGCACGACGGCUCUCCUUCUACUGUCUGCAUCGUCUCACCUCACCUUCAAUGUGGGAAAAGAAGAUGUCCAUUUGCAGCUUAGUGUUUUUCUUCAUUUCAAAAUGCUGCAUAGUGUAGAAUUUGAUUGGUGCACACACAAGAUUUGCAAUUGGAUUUUUUGUUUUUUAACAAUUGAUCACAUGCUUUUUGGCUUUUUUUUAUGAAUUCUCAUGUUAGCAUCUUCAUGUUUCUAACGUAUGUAUCAGAGCAGCUCUUCAAAGUCUCGCUUCGACACGCAAAAUAAGAGGUUUUGUAAGGUACAUACUCAACAAAAAAUGGCAUAAAUAUAUUCACCAUGUAUGCGUGUAUGAUGAGAUGUUGCAACUUCUGCUAGCGACGCCUUCUUUAUAGUAAAGCUAUCUCCUUUUCUCUA
Molecule: messenger RNA, 8918 nt
Organism: Pungitius pungitius (ninespine stickleback)
Lineage: Eukaryota; Metazoa; Chordata; Actinopteri; Perciformes; Gasterosteidae
Gene: nfasca
Product: neurofascin homolog (chicken) a
Exons: 35
Coding region: 457-4611 (1384 amino acids)
Biological process (GO): cell-cell adhesion; axon guidance; brain development
Cellular component (GO): plasma membrane; axon
Molecular function (GO): cell-cell adhesion mediator activity
Source: RefSeq, a predicted model, not a curated record